Plasmodium gallinaceum is the source of this 774-nucleotide messenger RNA. RefSeq names its product conserved Plasmodium protein, unknown function. The record is from RefSeq and is a predicted model, not a curated record. The transcript has a single exon. The coding region runs from base 1 to 774 and encodes 257 amino acids. NCBI's taxonomy places the organism in Eukaryota, Apicomplexa, Aconoidasida, Haemosporida, Plasmodiidae.
AUGAAAAAAAUUUCAGAUUUUUACGCUUAUUCCAAAAAUAAAUCAACAACAGUACUUAAUUUAAAGAAAAAAGUAGAAAUUGAUAAAAAAAAGAAUGAAAGUUGUUGGUUUAAAAACUUAUAUUGUAAUUUUGAAAAAACAAAAAAAGAUACAUUUGAAUAUAUCACUGAAAAAAAAAAACAAUGGAAAAUCAAAUUUAGUAGUUUAAAAUUUCCUUAUUUUAAGUUAAACAAUUCAAAAUAUGGACAUUUUCCGUGGUAUAAAAAAUUAUAUUAUCUAAUAAGAGAUCAAAUUUAUAAUUUAUUGAAAGUAACGGAUGGUAAAAUGGAGGAAGCAAAAAUUGAACAUAAUGUCAAUGAAAAUAAAACACAUAGAGAGUUUUAUAGUGAAGAAAAGUUUGAUAAUAAAUCGAAAGAAAUAUAUGAAAAUUCUAAUGAUUCUAUAUUUUAUAAAUAUAGUAAAAAGUUAAAAAAAACAAAAACAAAUGAGACAUAUUUUGGUGAACGUAGUCAAUCAGAAUUCAUAAAAAGAAAUAUGUCUAGUAGUGUUAUACCUAUAAAAACAAAUGGAAGUGUAGUAGAUGAAAAUAUGUUAAAAGAUACGAGUUCAAUGAGAACGGUACAUGAAGAAGAUUUCUGCGAUGCAAAAGAAACAAAAGAAAUAGACAGUAAUAUUAUUCUUAAUAAAGAUAGUUAUAACUUUUUAAAUGUUGCAAAUUCUCCUAAAUUUAAUAUUAAAAAUACUUGGGAAAAAUUAAGUGGAUUUAUUUCAUAA